Molecule: messenger RNA, 611 nt
Organism: Asparagus officinalis (garden asparagus)
Lineage: Eukaryota; Viridiplantae; Streptophyta; Magnoliopsida; Asparagales; Asparagaceae
Product: mitochondrial import inner membrane translocase subunit TIM8
Exons: 2
Coding region: 80-304 (74 amino acids)
Source: RefSeq, a predicted model, not a curated record
UAAAACGUAGCUAAUUUUGGGGUUUUGGUCGAAGCUCAUCAUCUCUUCAACUAGGGUUUUAGAGGAGCCACCUUUUUCAAUGGAGAAUUCCGCGGAGUUCCAGAGAAUGAUUGAGCAAGAGAGGCAGAAAGCGAUGGUGAGCGAGAUGGUAGGGAAGCUAACAAACCUGUGUUGGGACAAGUGCAUCACUGGAACCCCCGGCAGCAAGUUCAGCUCUGGCGAGACCAGUUGCCUCACAAACUGUGCCCAGCGAUACGUCGACAUGAGCGUGAUCAUCAUGAAGCGUUUCCAGUCCAUGCAGUAAAAACUGCAGUAUAUUUAUAUGCAUUCAGUUUACUCAGAUAACUCUUUUAGCUUCUUCUUGAUCAUUUGAUGAGGACCGGGGUGCGGCGUUUGCGCUCUUGGUAACAAAUUAUGAUGAUUUAACUGACGCAUGUCAUGUUCAAUGUGCUUGCCGCUAUUUCGGUUACACAGUUUGCUUUUGAUAAGUUGUACUAUUGCAAAUGAAUUAGCGCUUAAGUGCGAUAGAACCAUCUGUUGUACGACUGUUUUGCGUAAUACCCUUCUAGUUUUAUUGUGUUGCGGAUAGAACCCCUAGUGUUUUUUUUUUC